Messenger RNA from Aspergillus bombycis, 1071 nucleotides. Its product is annotated as ATG3/ATG10 family protein. The record is from RefSeq and is a predicted model, not a curated record. Lineage: Eukaryota; Fungi; Ascomycota; Eurotiomycetes; Eurotiales; Aspergillaceae. Gene Ontology annotation, cellular component: cytoplasmic ubiquitin ligase complex; cytosol. Gene Ontology annotation, biological process: autophagosome assembly; autophagy of mitochondrion; nucleophagy. The coding region runs from base 1 to 1071 and encodes 356 amino acids. Gene Ontology annotation, molecular function: Atg8-family ligase activity. The transcript has 2 exons.
AUGAAUAUUCUCCAUUCCACACUCUCCACUUGGAGAGACCGUCUUGCCCCAGUGUCCCGCACCUCCACCUUUCGCAACACCGGCCAGAUCACUCCCGAGGAAUUCGUUCUCGCAGGCGACUACCUUGUCUACAAAUUCCCAUCGUGGUCAUGGGCCGACGCCUCUGGCCCUGCAAAGCGCGUUUCCUACCUGCCCCCCGGCAAACAGUUUCUCGUCACUCGAGGUGUACCCUGUCACCGCCGACUGAACGACAACUUCGCUGGUGAUGCAGGCCAUGAUGAUGAACUUGUGAGGGACAUGCUGUCUGGGGGAACAGGCGGUAAUGAUGAUGACGGAUGGCUACGAACUGGCGGAGGUCAGGAUUCUGCGGACCGACAAGAGAAUAGGAUAAAGGAUGUACGAACAGUGGAUGAGUCAGGGAACAUGGGAGAACGAGAGGAAGAAGAGGACGAAAUACCUGAUAUGGAGGAUGAGGAUGAUGACGAAGAAGCUAUUAUCAGAGAACCGACAUCCAGUACCACGCAGCCGACGCGUACUUAUAAUCUUUACAUCACAUACUCUAACUUCUAUCGUACGCCACGUCUUUACAUGUCCGGUUACCUCUCACCAUCUGAGCCUCUUCCCCCACACCUGAUGAUGGAGGAUGUUGUGGGGGACUAUAAGGAUAAAACCGUUACCCUCGAAGACUUCCCAUGGUACGAUGGCAACGUCAAAAUGGCCAGCGUACACCCAUGCCGACACGCUUCGGUGAUGAAGACACUCCUCGACCGUGCAGAUGCAGCGCUGAAACUCCGCCGCGAAAAGCUGAAGAGAGCUCAGUCUGACCCAUCCAAGGUUCCCUCGGCCGGCGAAAGCGGUCUGGAGGGUUUAGUCGAUGACAUCAAGGCGCUCUCCCUGAGUGAUCAACAACAGCAGGGCAGUGAUAAGAGCGGCGGGGAUGAGUGGGAGGUUUUACAGCACGAUGAAGAAGAACAGGUUGCCAUCAGGGUGGAUCAGUAUUUGGUUGUUUUCCUAAAGUUCAUUGCUAGUGUGACACCAGGGAUUGAACACGAUUUCACGAUGGGAGUAUGA